Messenger RNA from Entelurus aequoreus (snake pipefish), 1122 nucleotides. It is a transcript of the gene tmem186, whose product is annotated as transmembrane protein 186. The transcript has 2 exons. The coding region runs from base 155 to 826 and encodes 223 amino acids. Gene Ontology annotation, cellular component: mitochondrion. Lineage: Eukaryota; Metazoa; Chordata; Actinopteri; Syngnathiformes; Syngnathidae. The record is from RefSeq and is a predicted model, not a curated record.
UUGCGAGGAGCAGUAGGAAGUAGAUUAACUAUACUUCCGGGUAGCUUAGCUACGUCUUAAUAGCGACCAGUCUUUUUUUGGUUUUCCUUAAAAACGAGACCCAGGACACUGCAACCACUUUGUAAUCGGCUUAUCUAUAUUCUGUUCCAAGGGGAUGAUCUGUUCAGCGCUAGCAGGCAGGUUAAGGUCCCACAUCCUAUCCUGCAUAAGAGGAUCAUGCAAGCUCACAAAUGGACAUUUGUCUUGUAAUGUGGUGCCUCAUUCAUCCAGACUCUUACCCCUCCAUCAUGGCUGUCAAGAGCCAUUUGAUCCCAAAACCACAGCCCACAAGAGGUACUCUGACUUUUCCACGCAAAAAUUUGACGUGUUUUAUAAGUUCCCUCACAUGAAGCUCUGUCGAGCCAUCUCUAGGAUAAAACUACUGCAAACCGGUAUCACUGUUGUGAUUCUGCCUCCGGUGUACAUCCUGUAUUUCAUGGGUGAUGCCUCUCUCUUUCUUGUCAACUACUCGACGGGUGUCGCUGUGUUUGCCGGGGUCAUGUUGUACACAGCGAGUCACUUUCUUCGAAGGGUGGUGGGCAUGAUGUACCUAGAUUCUUCAAAGACCACGCUCAGAGUGUCCCAUUUGACUUUCUGGGGUCAACGCCAUGACAUCUACAUACCUGUGUCAGAUGUUAAGACUCUUGGGGACACCGGGGACUCUUUGAAGGAGUCCAUACUGAAACUGAAGCGAUACAGCACUCCUCAGACUUUCUACUUUUCCACUCAUUUUGGACGGGUGGUGGAUAAACUUCAGUUUGAGAAGGUAUUUGGAAAAGUCAAGUGACACAUUGACAUGUCAUGUCACAACAUGUUUGAAGAUUUUGAUCAGCUAAUUAGUACAUUUCAAUUUGUUGUCAGGCUUCAUCUAAGCAAGACGCUGCCAUAUACAGUAGAAAUUAAUGAGUUGUUUGGUCUCAUAAGAUAGUGUUUGCUGUAUAUGAUAUUUGUUAUGUAAAGGUAUUGUAAAAUGAAUGUAAACAGUAGCUGCAACAUGCAGUCUAAUAAGAUCCAAAACAAAUAUUUAUGCUCAGUUUUGUUCUGUGUAUUAUUCAAUUACUAAUAAAGAGCUUUCAAUCCUUA